AUUGGGCAGAUAAACUAAGAGCAAGGUGGAGAUCCCCAUCCCAUCCAUGGUCCAAGUAUCUAGUCCAACAUCCACGAUCCCCAUCAUCGCAUGUCAUUCUCGACAUACCGUUCUCAGUUAGACUGACUCUGGGAGUUCGUUGUACCUGCCUUUUGAAUUUCUAUGGGGUGCGGUGUGUACGUCAGCUCUUUAUCCAUCCAUCUUGUCCCAAAUUCGGAAUGAGAAACCAGAGAGCCCCUACGCACCCCAGGGGCCCAGGUAAGGAAGAGGAGCGAGCCACAACCACCCUCCACCACCUUCCACUCCACACCAUGCCGCCCAGCCAGCGACCACCUCACUUUUACACAGCCACAGCCACAGCCAACCCCCCCACCUCCCCACCAAGUACCCAUACCCAGUAUACUAUUCUUCUACGGCACUCUAACCGCCCCGGUUCAGGUAAAAAGAAUCCUCGACCUGCCAGAGGAGAGCCUCAACUUCGGAAGGCGGAGGUAUUUGGUUAUACCAUUGCGAAAUGGGGCGAUUAUCCCGCCCUGAUCAAUGGGAAACAGGGAGAUGUGGUGACGGGAUCUGCCUAUCUCGUGCGAUCCGAAGAAGAGGCGCGGAAGCUAGCGGAUUAUGAGACGAAUGCGUAUGAGGUUGUGGAUUGCUGGAUUUAUUUUAAAGAUGGGAGGAGG
Messenger RNA from Aspergillus heteromorphus CBS 117.55, 677 nucleotides. RefSeq names its product gamma-glutamylcyclotransferase family protein. The record is from RefSeq and is a predicted model, not a curated record. Lineage: Eukaryota; Fungi; Ascomycota; Eurotiomycetes; Eurotiales; Aspergillaceae. The transcript has a single exon. The annotation marks the transcript as partial.